Molecule: messenger RNA, 459 nt
Organism: Auanema sp. JU1783
Lineage: Eukaryota; Metazoa; Nematoda; Chromadorea; Rhabditida; Rhabditidae
Source: the annotation of a GenBank genome assembly
AUGCCAGAUUCACCACCACCCACGUACUCCCCACCUCGACCUCCACCUCCUUACGAAGAACAAAAUAAAAAUACUCCAAAGGAAGGAAACACUUAUAAAAUCUCUCCUCCACCCUUUGUUCCACUGUCUGGCACAUCUUCGAGUCCCAUGAAUGUGGACGCUAGUACAUUACAUACGAUCCCGAUUAACGGUCCUCCACGAACUAUAGUGAUUGUACAAGAAGUGAAAGAAGCUCCAUCAUUCUCGCCGUAUAUGGCAUUCUGUCCCAAAUGCUCACAAAAUGUGACGACAAAGCAAACAUUUGUUUCCGGAAGUUUAACAUGGAUUUGUUUUCUUUUCGUACUCUUCUUCUUCUUCCCAUUAGCCUUUGUACCAUUCUGUUUGGAUUCAUGUAAAGACGUUCAGCAUUAUUGUCCCAAAUGUGCCUCACUCUUAUCAAUCAAAAAACGUUUCUUGUAA